Molecule: messenger RNA, 1644 nt
Organism: Eurytemora carolleeae
Lineage: Eukaryota; Metazoa; Arthropoda; Copepoda; Calanoida; Temoridae
Product: lysophospholipid acyltransferase 7
Exons: 19
Coding region: 1-1590 (529 amino acids)
Biological process (GO): phosphatidylinositol biosynthetic process; lipid modification
Cellular component (GO): membrane; mitochondria-associated endoplasmic reticulum membrane contact site
Molecular function (GO): lysophospholipid acyltransferase activity
Source: RefSeq, a predicted model, not a curated record
AUGGGGAUACUAGAUGAUAUUCAGUAUCUUGGAGUACUAGUUACUAGUAUAGCUGCAGGAAAGGUGCGGUUUUCAGAAGAAAGGUUUGUAGAGCGCGAAGUUGCAAUUUGUGACGUUAUUUGCGGGUCGGAAGCUCUUGUGAAAACUUAUCCGUUAUAUUCCUAUUCAAACACAAAGUGGGUUUCAGUUGAGAAGGUUUUCUUCAACCUUGGUUGGAAUACUGUUUGCCACCCUUGUAUCUGGUUUUCAUGUCAUCCAUCUUUUUAUCGAGAUUCUUAUCAACGCUUUUCCAGGUUUUCUUCAACCUUGGUUGGAAUACUGUUUGCCACCCUUGUAUCUGGUUUUCAUGUCAUCCAUCUUUUUAUCGAGAUUCUUAUCAACGCUUUUAUAAUCAAGUUUGCUAGUCACAGAGUGUGUCACAUGUACAGCCUGGUGUUAAGCUUCAUGUACCUGCUCAUGUACCGAUUUUCCGAUGAGUUGGGUCUACCUAUCCCACCUGCGCAUACCAGUGCUAUUAUCAUGAUACUUACUCUCAAGCUCAUAGGGCUAGCAUUUGAGGUUCAUGAUUCACAUGUCAAAGCGGAGAGUUUAACUGAAAAGAAGGCGUUGAAUCCGGGAUUUCUUGAAAUAUUUCAUUAUGGGCUCAAUCACGCAGGUUUAAUUACAGGUCCAUACUUGAAGUUUAGUGUUUGGAAAGGAAUAUACAGAGACUGCUGGAAUCCCGCUGUUACAGGAGAAAACGAGGCGGCCAUAAAUACAGCAUUAUAUAAAAGAGCUCGAAAUAUUCCCUUUUAUAUUGGGGCUUUUCUAAUCUCAGGAUACUUCUUCCCUCUUAAUAUUGUUGAAACUGAGGUUUGGAUUCAAGAAUCUUCCUUCCUCUGGAAACUGUUUUACAUGAUGCCAAUAUUUUUUAACUUCAGGAUGAGGAUAUAUGCUGGAUUUUGUUUAUCUGAAUGUGCUUGUAUAAGUGCUGGAGUAGGAGCUUAUCCCGUCAAUUCUAAUCCAAGACCUGGCCAGGGACCAAGAAACGAGGAAGCCUUAGAAAUCUUUGACAAGAAAACUGAAAUAAAUUUUGAAACUGUGCACAAUAUAGAUGAAUGGGCAGCUGAUUUUGUUCCAACGAUGAGAGAAGCGUUGAAAUCCUGGAAUAUGACAGUUCAGCACUGGCUGGUUUCAACAGUGUAUAAAAGAUUUCCCUACAAACCUUUGCGAACCACAGCAGUUAUGCUGGUUUCCAGUAUCUGGCAUGGAGUUUACUCAGGAUAUUAUCUGUCUUUGGGAUCUGUACCACUCUUCCUUAUGGUUGAGGAUGUCUGGGUUGGAAAAGUGAGACCAAGAUUGAGUAUCAGAAUGCAAAACAGAUUUGACUGGUGUUCCUGGUUCCUGCGAAUGCGCUGGUUUGAUUAUCUUGGAAUGGGAUUUCUUCUGCUCAGGGUAAAGAGCACUAUGAACUAUUGGAGUGGAGUCUACUAUAUUGGACACAUGUCUCUACCUUUUCUGUACAUCCUUGGUCACAUUGUCAUCUUUAUCAUGAAAAAAAUGGACGGAAGAGAACAGCUCCCGCUGCCAGAGGAAAAUAAGAAUAAAUAAUUGUUUAGGGUAGUCCUUUUUCUUUGUUGCCAACAUUUAUAUACUUUUAUAAAG